GCCCGAGAGCAAGUCCAAAUCUCUCACUGCACAUGCAUACACCAUGCUCUCCGCAGCGCUCCGGGUGCUCGCACGCGCAGCAGCGAUACAGCGCGCCGAGGCAGCGGCGAGGACAGCGACGGCACACAGCUCCCCCGCCGGAAGCCUCACAGCCCUCGACAGACUCAUAGACGCAGCGCCGCAUCACCCACCGCCGCCCGCACCCGGCACACACCCCGCCGACAAGGGCCACGGCAUAUCCCUGCCUCUCAGCUUGAAGCGAGGUUAUCGGGGCCCUGUCAAGUAUGUCCAGCCUGGACCCAGGCCUAAGCCUGAGACGGUGGAGUCGGUGGAGUCGGUAGAGUCGGUCAGACCGAUCGAGACUGUUAAAAGCAGUCCAUUGACCGCUAUACCCUUGACCAAGCCACUGGGACCAGCAGAACCAGCGGAGCCAGCAGAACCAGCAGAACCAGUGGAACCAACGAGACCAGCGGAAACUGUGAACGCAGCAACUGUAGACGUGGACGCCGAUACACCCCCUGCUCAGCCCGUCCCGCCCAUCGUCAAACAAUUGGAAGCUGCAGCUGAAGCUGAAGCUGAAGCUGCAGAAGACGACGAGACGCCAGUGAUCUUGCGUGCGUCCAGGGUACCUGCUUCCCGCCUCGGCCGCCUCUUCCACUAUGGCUCACUCGCCGCAUCACUCUCAUGGGGUGCCGCAUCAGAAUCCAUUCGGCGGUCGACCGGCGGAAACAGCAGCGGAAGCGUGUUUAUGAGCGAUGCGAAUAUCAGACGGCUCGUCUCUACCCUUGGCCGGAUGAGGGGCGCUGCAUUAAAGCUGGGCCAAUUCAUGUCUAUCCAAGACAACCACAUGCUCCCCCCCGAAAUCGAACAGGUCCUGCACCAAGUCCAAGCCCACGCCAACUACAUGCCCGACUGGCAGAUGGACAAAGUCCUCCGCGACGAGCUCGGCGCCGACUGGCAGGCCAACCUGUUUACCCAGUUUGACCGUACACCGAUCGCCUCCGCCUCGAUCGGCCAGGUCCAUCGCGCCGUCCUCAAAGACGGCAGGCAGGUCGCCGUCAAGAUCCAGUUCCCCGGCGUCGCGUCCUCGAUCGAAUCCGACUUGUCCAACCUCUCCCUCCUCCUCCGCACCUCUGCCCUCUUGCCAAAGGGACUCUAUCUGCAAAACACGAUCGCAGUCAUGCGCAGAGAGCUCGAGGAUGAGUGCGAUUAUAUCAGGGAAGCAGCGGCCGGCAAGAAAUUCGCACACCUCUUGGCGGGCGAUCCGUUCUUCAUCGUGCCCCACGUCGUGGACGAGGCCACCACCGGCAAAGUGUUGACGACCGAGUGGAUGGAUGGGAAACCGUUGAGCCGGGUCAAGAAUCUCUCUCAAGAAACGCGUGAUCUCAUCGGCACCCACAUCCUCCGUCUCUGUCUUUGCGAACUCUUCCAAUUCCGAUUCAUGCAAACCGAUCCCAACUGGGCAAACUUUUUAUUCACCCCCGCCUCUUCCUCCGCCCCGCCCCACAUCCAGCUCAUCGAUUUCGGCGCAAGUAGAGAAUAUACCAAACAGUUUAUGGAUGGGUGGUACAGGCUGUUGAAGAGUGCGUUGGAAGGCGAUAGGGAGAAGAUGCGCGUCGAGAGUUUGAGUUUGGGGUAUCUCACUGGGCAAGAGAACGAUGAAAUGGUCCAGGCACAUCUCGACUCCAUGGCCCUCGUCGCCUCCCCCUUUGCCCACCACGGCCCAUACCCAUUCGCCAACCAGACAAUCACCGACUCCAUCCGCGCACUCAUCCCCAUCAUGCUCAAACACCGUCUCACCCCGCCACCCCAAGAAACGUAUUCACUCAAUAGGAAACUGAGCGGCGCUUUCCUGAUGUGUGCAAAGAUGCGGGCGAAUGUGGAUUGUAGGAAACUUUGGGAAGAGCAAGUGGGGGGUUAUAAGCAGGGCUAGCUUUUUUGAUUUUUAGAUAUGGUCUCGCAUUAUCAGUUAAUCGUCUCGGCUUUGCAUACGAAAAUGGAAAGAUUCGCAGAUUUCCUGUGCCAUCUAACAUACUAUCCAUCUCCUACCCACUUUCAGCGCUCUUUCCAAAAGGCUAUGCUACACGAAUCUUCAC
Cryptococcus deneoformans JEC21 is the source of this 2096-nucleotide messenger RNA. RefSeq names its product ubiquinone biosynthesis-related protein, putative. The coding region runs from base 44 to 1933 and encodes 629 amino acids. Gene Ontology annotation, molecular function: kinase activity. Lineage: Eukaryota; Fungi; Basidiomycota; Tremellomycetes; Tremellales; Cryptococcaceae. Gene Ontology annotation, cellular component: extrinsic component of mitochondrial inner membrane. Gene Ontology annotation, biological process: ubiquinone biosynthetic process. The transcript has 6 exons. The record is from RefSeq and is a predicted model, not a curated record.